This is a messenger RNA of Gastrolobium bilobum, 1407 nucleotides long. Its product is annotated as protein CHROMOSOME TRANSMISSION FIDELITY 7. The transcript has 7 exons. Gene Ontology annotation, molecular function: protein-lysine-acetyltransferase activity. The record is from RefSeq and is a predicted model, not a curated record. Gene Ontology annotation, biological process: mitotic sister chromatid cohesion. Gene Ontology annotation, cellular component: chromatin; nucleus. The coding region runs from base 1 to 1407 and encodes 468 amino acids. NCBI's taxonomy places the organism in Eukaryota, Viridiplantae, Streptophyta, Magnoliopsida, Fabales, Fabaceae.
AUGCAAUCCAAGAUCAGCGAUUUCUUCAAAAAUCCCUCUGCUUCCUCCGCUCCCACAACCCUCACCCACGAUGACGACAAUGACGAAUUGAAAAUCUGGGAGAACAAACACCACCACAUCUUCAACACUUACCACCGACGAACCCGUUCGAACAACCCUAACGUUGUUUGUUCGAGUUCGCAACCGGAAACGGGAAGAACGGUCGUUAAGAACAAGAAGAGGAGCUAUGCCCAGUUCCAUCUGGAUUUCGGUCAAUCCGAUUUUCUGUUACGCGAUUGUUCUAUUUGCGGAGUCAAGUUUACUCCUGGCGAUGAGGAAGACGAGAAAUCCCACAAGGAAUUUCACAAACGUUACACGCAGGGGAUUCAAUUCCGAGGUUGGACCAGCGAAAGGGUUAUCCCUAUCCCUAACCCAAGCGUCAAACAGGGUCGAAUCGUUUUGGUCUUAGAGACUGAUCCUUCUGCUCACAGAAACAAGGUUGAAGAGGUUGUGAAGAUGAUGGAAAUCGACCUCGGAAGUGGAUGGAUACUUCAUGAACUCUGUAAGGUCUAUAUGUUCGUUUCUGUCCAGAGGAUUAUUGGGUGCCUGAUUGCAGAACCAAUCGAAGAAGCAUUCAAAGUUGUGUCUUGCUCAAUUGCUGGACAUUCUGAUAGUGCAAGGAAAAAGGAAACGAAGUCAUAUUCAACCUCUCUCCAGUUUGGGAAUAUUGUUUUCCAAAGGGAAGUUGAAAAAAGAGCUGUUUCUGUGAGUGAUUCUGAGGUGAUGGACGGAUCACAUGGUGGAGCAAUCUUCUGUGAAAGCAAUGCAGUCCCUGCUAUUUGUGGGAUUAGAGCAAUUUGGGUCACUCCCUCCAACAGAAGAAAACGCAUUGCUAGCCAAUUACUAGAUGCCGUGAGGAAAAGUUUCUGCAUGGGUUUUGUGCUUGAACCUACCCAGCUAGCAUUCUCUCAGCCAACCUCAGCUGGAAAGGCAUUAGCAUCUAGUUACACUGGCACUGGAUCAUUCUUGGUGUAUAAGGACACAAAACAAGAGGGCCUAAUAUGCACGUUAAUACGUGAUAAUAAUACUAUUGAAGGUUCCUCCGGAGCCCCGUUUGUUUAUGGAGGUGCAGAACUUGAUAAAGCUUUGGUUGCAUCAAAUAAUGAGACUCAAGGAGUUGAUACUGUUCUGAAUGUGUGCAAGCAGGAAGUUAAAAAUGCUACUUUGGUGAAUUUAAGUGCAGUCGUGGAGGAUGACUGCAAGAUGAAAGCUGCGGAUGGUUUGGUUACUAAAGAUGGCCUCGAAGACUCUAGCGCCGCAAAUUGCAUGCUACCAAUUACAGGAUGGCAUUCCAUAUAUGGAAGUCAUGGAUCUCAAUGCCAAAUAAUCUUUGCAUCUGAACGACUCGUUUUCAAGAAAUCACCUUGA